AUGGAUGAUUAUUGUGAUGAUGAAUAUUAUUCAGGAAUAGAUGAAUAUGAUAAUGAUGAUUUCUAAAAAAAUGAAACUUUAUUAAGUUAGAAUGAACUUUAUUAAGAAUUUUUAGAUAGGCUUGAAAAAAUCAAAGAUAAGAUUGGAGAAUAAUCUUAGGUUGUUUUGAAUGUAAUUAAAUAAUUAAAUUAAGAUAUUAAUCUUUUUCAAUUUUGAAGUUUAAAACAUUUAUGAGUAAUUGUUGCUUAGCAAUGAUUCAGAAAAAUUAAAAGUUUAACUUAAGGAAUAAGGUAUUUAUAAUGUAUCUAAUGUACACUUUCAUUAAAAUAUGAUUUGCUCAAUAUGUCUAGAGAAUGAGACUUAAGGAUUUAGUUUGGAUUGUAAUCAUAAAUUUUGUAAGAAUUGUUGGAAUUAAAUGAUAGAAGUCUAAUUCAUAAGUUAAAUACCUUUAGUAAGAUGUUUAUAGGAUUAAUGUUAUGAAAGAUUGCCUCAUUCAUUUUUAGAAUAGUAUCCUAAAUAUAAGUAAAUAAUAAUAAAGAGAUUUAUGUAACAUGAUGAUAUAAUUACUUGGUGUCCAGGUAAAUUUUAAUAUUAAAAUUAUAGGAUUAAAUUGUGAAAAUGUAUUUAAGUGUUUGACUUUUACUAAUUCAAUAAAAUGUCCUUGUGGAGUCAAAUUUUGUUCCAAAUGCAGAGAAGAGAAACAUCAUCCAAUUCCAUGUGACAUUUUAAAAAAGGUUUUAGAAUAUUAAUAGUCAAAUGAAUAUUGGGCAAUUUUACAUGCUUCUAAGUGUCCUUAAUGUGGAAGAUUAAUUUAACGUACUGAAGGUUGUUUUCAUUUAAAAUGUUUAUGUGGAUAGCAUUUCUGUUUUAAAUGUUCUGGACCUUGGGAAAAAGAUCAUCAAAGUAGUUUUUAUACAUGUCCCUAUAUGAAUACUAAUAAAAAUCCAUCUAAAUAUGCUUUAUAAUUAAAAAAUGAAUUAUAGAGUAUUAAUAAUAAUAUUAAAAUUAUUGAAUAGUCCAUAUAGGAAUUGAAAUAGAAAAUUAAAAAGGUUAAAUUAGAUCCACUUAUAGAAUAAUCAGAGAAGAUCAUAUAGCUUUUGAAAACAUCGAAAUCGUACUAUAUCUUAUAUACUAUUAGAUUUUUAUAUUAUAAAUUCUAUUUAAUGGAAAACAAAGAUGUUUAAAUUUAUGAAUAAACCUUCCAUUAAUUUUAGGAGGAAUUGAAUGAUUUUGUAAAAAUAAUUGAAGGUAAAAAAUUGGAAGUUGAAGAUAAUGAAUAUUCAAAAGACAGAACAAUUAUUGAAUUCAUCAAUUUUAAUAAUUCAGAAAAAAAAAUAUUAUCAAAUUUAAAAAUCAAAAAAAAAUAAAUUAAAAAAUAUAUAGUAGAGACUUUAAUAAUGUGA
Molecule: messenger RNA, 1403 nt
Organism: Paramecium pentaurelia
Lineage: Eukaryota; Ciliophora; Oligohymenophorea; Peniculida; Parameciidae
Source: the annotation of a GenBank genome assembly